AUGCUUCCUUCAACAUUCUUUCCCCCCGUCUCCCGACAGUCCCUGAAAGCUUCCUUGGAGAUGAAAUGCAAAUGUCACGGAGUGUCCGGUUCCUGUUCCAUCAAGACUUGUUGGAAGGGCCUUCAAGACUUGAAGGACAUCGCCCUGGACUUAAAAAACCGAUACCUUUCGGCCACCAAGGUUGUCCACCGGCCCAUGGGCAACCGCAAGCAUCUGGUGCCCAAGGAACUGGACAUCCGUCCAGUGAAGGAAUCUGAGCUAGUUUACCUGCAAAGUUCUCCUGAUUUUUGCAUGAAGAAUGAGAAAGUGGGCUCCUACGGGACGCAGGACAGGCAGUGUAACAAAACAUCCAACGGCAGCGACAGCUGCGACCUGAUGUGCUGCGGCCGUGGCUACAAUCCCUACAUGGACCAGGUGGUGGAGCGAUGCCACUGCAAGUAUCACUGGUGUUGCUACGUUACCUGCAAGAAGUGCCAGCGGACUGUCGAGAGGUACGUGUGCAAAUGAAGCCGCGUUCCAGGCCUCUCCGCUGCUUCCCGGUGUGACAAAGGGAGACACCGGUGCCACCUUUUCCCCCUCCCCCCACCGCCUAC
This is a messenger RNA of Pseudonaja textilis, 593 nucleotides long. Lineage: Eukaryota; Metazoa; Chordata; Lepidosauria; Squamata; Elapidae. The record is from RefSeq and is a predicted model, not a curated record.